Molecule: messenger RNA, 1681 nt
Organism: Paramecium pentaurelia
Lineage: Eukaryota; Ciliophora; Oligohymenophorea; Peniculida; Parameciidae
Source: the annotation of a GenBank genome assembly
UAUGUAGCCAUAAAAUUAGUUUUCAUUAUUUGGGAAUGUGCAAGUUAAUGAAGCUGAAUAAAAUAGUGAAGUGAAGAAAAAAAGAGAAGAAUUUGCAACAGAAAUCAGGUCCAGGGAAAGAAAUAAUAUAAUAAACAAUAAAAGAUUAGCUUAAAAUGUAGUUCAUAUUGAUUAUUCAUUUUAGAAUUAAACAACCAAAAUUCCUGAAUCAUUACCCUUAAUACCACCCACUCUUCCAUAAGAUUUACAAAUAGCCUUAAAAGCUUAGUAAGAACAACUCAUGAAAAGAUCUUUUUCAUUUGAAGAUUUUCCUGAUGUUCUACAAAAGAUCUUUUCGACUGAUAUUUUGUAAUUACAUUAUGGAGUGACAGGAUUAAGAAAGAUGUUGUCAGUUGAAGUAAGAAAUAUAUUCUAAUAUUAAAGUCAGGUGCGCCAAUUUAAUAGGUUAUCGACGCAAAUUUAGUACCAAAAUUAAUUGACAUGAUCUAAAAAGAACAAAUACCUCAACUUGUUCUUGAAGCAGCUUGGGCUUUAACAAAUGUAGCAAGUGGAACAACAUAACAAACCUAAUCUAUCAUUGACAAAGGAGGAAUAUAUUUAUUUGUGAAACUCUUGAGUUCAUAAUAUAGAGAUAUUGCUGAAUAAGCAGUAUGGGCCAUAGGUAAUAUUGCUGGAGAUUGUACAUAAUACAGAGAUCUUAUAUUAAGAGUUGGUGGAGUGGAUCCAUUGAUAGCCAUUAUGCAAAAUGCUCCAAAUAAAAAUACAAUUAAACAUUGCACUUGGUCACUGAGUAAUCUUUGUAGAGGAAAACCAAUUCCUGAUUUUAAGGUUUACAUUAUAUUCUAUCUAUAAAUAGUAUGUCAAAAAUGCCUUACCUGUAUUUUGCAAAGUCAUAAUAGAUGAGACUGACCCAGAAGUUUUGACUGAUGCUUGUUGGGCCUUAUCUUACUUAAGUGAUGGAGAUAACAGUAGAUUAUAAACUGUUAUUGAUUCUUAAGUAGUCCCAACUCUAAUUAAAUUGCUUGAUCAUUCAUCUCUUCAACUUGUUAUUCCUACUUUAAGGAUAUUAGGAAAUGUUGUGACUGGAGAUGAAACUUAAACUACAUAUGUUCUAAAUUAAGGUUUAUUACUUAAAAUACCUAAGUUACUCUCUCAUGACAAAAAGGCUAUCAGAAGAGAAGUAAUUCUAUAUCUUAUCAUAGGCCUGUUGGACAAUUUCUAACAUUACUGCAGGAAGUAGCAAUCAGGUUAGUUAAGUUGUUAGAGAUUCUGCAAUAUUAGAGAAGCUAUUUACAUUGAUGACAACAGAUGUCGAAGAAAUUGUAAGGGAAGCCACUUGGGCAAUUUCCAAUUCAACUAAACAUGGAAGCAAUUCAGAUAUUUAAUUGUUAGUUUAAAAAGGAUUACUUAAUGUAUUUAAAUAGCUCUUAGAAGGAGAAGACACACAAACUAUGACUGUGGUUCUAGAAGCCUUAUUAAACGUCUUAAAGAGAGGUAUUUUGUACUUUUUUUGAGUUUAGGUGAUUAAGAUUUUAAAGAUGACAAUUAUUACUUAACCUAAUUGGAAUAAAUGGGUGUCAUUUCAAAGAUCGAAUAAUUAUAAAAACAUUAGAAUUAAAGUGUUUAUCAAAAAUGUUUUAACAUUCUAGAAUAAUAUUACGAAGCCGAAUCAGAAUUAUGA